CUUUCUCCACUUUACCAAGGACAAGCUAAAUUAAAGUAAAAGUAAGCUAGUGAGUAUAAGUGGAGAUUAGUGGGUGGAAAAGAAGAAAAAUUCUCAUUAUUAUCAAUUGAAGACUGAUAAAGAAUAAACAUAAUGACAUGAGCCCGAUUUAUGUUGUCGAAAAUAGAGAGAUAACAAGAACAAUUCCCUGAAGGCUUAACUAUUUUCGACAAAGACAGAAGUAGUAUAAUGGGCGAGAAGUUACAAUAUUUAAAAUCAUACCCCGAUGAAACUUUUUUGGUCGACAUUGACAAAAAUGACCCUCAACGGCCCAUGAAUUGGUCUACUUCAAAGAAAAUCGUCCACACGGCUUUGUACGGACUGACAACGUUUGCUGCUCAGUUCAACAGUACGACAAUGUCACCUACUGCUGAACAUCUGACAAACGUAUACCACAUCGGUGAAGAAGUGGCGGCACUAGCUACCUCGCUGUAUGUCUUGGGGAUUGCUUUUGGUCCUAUGAUUUUUGCACCUUUUUCAGAAAUGAAUGGUAGAAAAAUGGGUGUCUUUUUGCCUUUUUCCAUCUCCAUAAUUCUCACGGCAGGCACUGCUAGUGCUGAUAGUGUGGCCGCCAUUAUGUGCACUCGUUUCUUUUCCGGUUUGUUUGCUGGCGCUCCUAUCGUUUCUUCUGGUGGUGUACUGGCUGACCUUUGGAACCCAUCUCAAAGAGGCACUGCUUUAGUUUUUUAUGCCUUCUUUGUUGUUAGUGGUGCUGACUUUGGUCCCAUCAUUAGUAGUUUGCUUUCAGAAGGUUCGGAUACGGCCUGGAGAUGGCCAUUAUGGUUUAUAGUAAUUGUACAGUCUGCGAUUUUACUUGCUAGUAUAAUCAUGAUUGAUGAAACUUACGUCCCGGUAAUUGAAGCUCGUCAAGCACGAAAUUUACGGUUAACCACAGGAAAUUGGGGUCUUCACGCUGAUCAUGAACGAUACAAAUUAGACGCAAAGGAGUUUGUUACCUAUCACCUUUUGCGACCUUUUGCAAUGCUAGCAACUCCGGUCGCCUUUUUCAUCGCCUUAUUUGCUAGUUAUGUAUACGGAAUUCUGUAUUUAGUAUUAACUACCAUUCCGUAUACAUACUAUCAGUCGAGAAACUGGCAGGGAACCGUUGGUACACUUCCCUUGAUUGCAAUGUUUUUGGGCUUAGUAACAGGAGGUGUGUUGAAUAUUUUCUGGAAUAAAAGGUACGCAAGAUACCUAACAGAAAACGGUGGAAAACCUCUUCCUGAAGAAAGAUUACCUUUGAUGAUGAUGACAGGCUGGCUUAUGCCGGCCGGAAUAUUUGUUUUUGCUUGGACUUCAUAUGCCAAUAUUCAUUGGAUAGCAUCAUUUAUUGGUAUAUUCUUGAUCGGUGUCGGCUUUGAAACGAUUUUCCAGGGUUGUCUAAAUUAUCUUGUUGAUACGUUUACAAAAUUUGCUGCAUCGGCUAUCGCUGCGAAUACAUUUACUAGAUCAAUUUUUGGAGCUACUUUUCCUUUAUUUUCGCGUAUUAUGUUUAAAAAGUUGGGGGUUCACUGGGGAGGAACUUUGGUAGGAUUUAUUGCUCUUGGAAUGAUUCCAAUUCCUUUCGUGUUUUAUCGGUUUGGUGAAUCUUUACGGCGAAAAAACCCAUACGUGAAGCUUGUGUCUUGACUCACUCAUUCUAUAUUUCUUUCGUUGACAAUCUAUACUCUAUUUCUAAUUUUACUUUACUGAUAGGAGAAGACAAGACAGAAAACUAGUCGGCUAGCUUAGCAUACAGGUAGGUUAAAAAAAACUGCAUGGAAGUAGUAAGAGAGAUAGAGAGAAAGAUAUAGAUACAGCACUUUGCAACCUACCAUAAACGAAUUGAUACCAUAAAUGAAUUGAACUGUUACACAGUAAGCAAACUGAAAUUGAACAGUCUGCUAUCACCACCAAGGAAAGGAUCAAAUCCACAUAUUAUUGAAGGUUACAUUGCAAUAUGGUACGAAUCAUAAAGAGUCGGAACGACAAAACCAUUUAGAUUUUAGAUUUCAUGGCUUACUUUUUAUUUCUCACUUUACAUAAUAUAAAAAUAAUGAAAUGAGAACUUUAUUAAAAUUUGAUAAACUCUCAUUAAAAUACUAUGCUAUAUUAAAAAGCCAUUAUGCCAUUAUAAAUUCUCA
Molecule: messenger RNA, 2162 nt
Organism: Schizosaccharomyces cryophilus OY26
Lineage: Eukaryota; Fungi; Ascomycota; Schizosaccharomycetes; Schizosaccharomycetales; Schizosaccharomycetaceae
Product: spermidine family transporter
Exons: 1
Coding region: 229-1668 (479 amino acids)
Biological process (GO): transmembrane transport
Molecular function (GO): transmembrane transporter activity
Source: RefSeq, a predicted model, not a curated record